AUGACCGCCCUCGCAGUGCAAAGGCAAUGGAUUGCAACCUCACAGGGCGCAUGGGCGCCUGAAGUCAGCAAAUCAGGGAUGGGCGCUAUCAAUUCAAUCUUCUCGCCAGUCACACUCACAAGGCUGCACGGCCUCUUCAAUAUGGAACAAUUCUCCGAGGAUCACGCGAAGCUGCUUCUCGACAAAGAAUGGCUGGUCAAAGUCGAUAACCCGAAAUCUACCCCAUAUUUGCUCAAAUUCUAUUCGGCACCGGAUAAUCUAUCCUGCAUCCUUCUUGUGACUGACACGAAGUCAGUCUGGUCAGAAGUUCUGUCCAGUAAAGACCUAGCUCGACGCUGGCGUAUAAAUAACCCAAUCACCGCUGCCCCACCAUAUGACGUUUUGAAAGACGAACAAUCUUGGAGAACGUCGUGCCACGAGCUCCUUUCCCAAGCGCACACGCUAGGGGGUAUCGCAGAACUAUCGUUCGAAGUUGUUGACUCCAACUACUCUGACCUCGCGUUCGACCUCGAGUGUGAGGCUUUCAAGUGGCGAUGGGAGACGAACUUCGUUGGCCACAAAUUGUCUGCUGAGAUAAUAUCGAAGCACCUUGUGAUGCCCCUCAUCAGCGUGAACCAUCUUGCGUUCGCCUCAGCUGACCCAGUUUGCGAGCUACCUGAGGCAGAUCUUGAGAAGGCUGUUGACAAAAUGGCUCGCACCGCAAGACGAACGGUCGAUACGCACGUCAGGCAUGCCAUUUCCAAACCCCGCCUAGCUACUACGCUUCGCCGCAUGACAGCCAUGUUCAACUUCAUCCCAGAACUCCCGUCCAUACUGUCAACAGCCGCUAAACCAGAACUGCGGGCUGUAGUAAAUCCACCGACUUCCCAACCAAAGAUACGGCCUGUCCCUCCGCUGCUCGUGGACAAAGGUUUUACCACUCCAGAAAUUGACCAGCCCCCCGUCCGAGAUCUCCCCAAAGUUGAUACAAGGGUUCCCUCUUCGUCGCCUAAGUCUGGUGCUUCCUCCAGACGACCAGUCACCGCCGACUCGGCUACUGAAUCAGACAGCGAUGAUGAACCACCGCAGACCACAGAUAAGGGCAAAGAACGUGUCCUCGAUGCCCCACACACCUCAUCCUCGCAGGGGAUGAAGUCACCACUACCAAGCGCCUCAAAUCAACCGUCAACAAACGUUCCGGUUUCCGAUGAUGACUCUUCCCCACACAGACCUACCAAAAAAGCUAAGCCGCCAGCUCCUAGCAGCAGUGACGAAGACAGCGAGGCUGAGCGAAGACGCCGAAUCGCCCAACUGAAAAAAGGCACGGUCGGAACCUCUAACCGUCAGGGUGCGAGACAACCCAUCAAGAGAGGAGGGAAACGCUUCUAG
This is a messenger RNA of Pleurotus ostreatus (oyster mushroom), 1368 nucleotides long. RefSeq lists its product as uncharacterized. The record is from RefSeq and is a predicted model, not a curated record. The transcript is spliced from 8 exons. NCBI's taxonomy places the organism in Eukaryota, Fungi, Basidiomycota, Agaricomycetes, Agaricales, Pleurotaceae. The coding region runs from base 1 to 1368 and encodes 455 amino acids.